Molecule: messenger RNA, 3984 nt
Organism: Arabis nemorensis
Lineage: Eukaryota; Viridiplantae; Streptophyta; Magnoliopsida; Brassicales; Brassicaceae
Source: the annotation of a GenBank genome assembly
AUGGGUAAUGUUGAAAUUCCCAAUUGGCUUAAAGCUUUGCCAUUGGCACCUGUCUUUAGACCUACAGACACUGAAUUUGCAGAUCCUAUUGCGUAUAUAUCGAAAAUCGAGAAGGAAGCUAGUGCUUUUGGGAUUUGCAAGAUCGUUCCUCCAUUACCAAAGCCGUCGAAAAAGUAUGUUUUUCAUAACUUGAACAAGUCGCUUUUGAAGUGUCCCGAAUUGGUUUCGGAUGCAGACAUUUCGAAGGUGUGUCCAGAGGAUAGAGCUGUGUUUACCACGAGGCAGCAAGAGUUAGGCCAGGCUGGGAAAAAAACGAAAAGAGGAGAGAGUAAUUCUCAAAAGAGUGGUGUUAAGCAGGUGUGGCAAAGUGGAGGGGUGUAUACGUUGGAGCAGUUUGAAACUAAGUCGAGAACUUUUUACAAAUGCCAGUUAGGAACGGUUAAAGAAGUUUCACCAGUUGUGGUUGAGGCAUUGUUCUGGAAAGCGGCUUCAGAGAAGCCUAUGUAUAUCGAAUAUGCAAAUGAUGUGCCUGGCUCGGCGUUUGGUGAGCCAGAGGGUCAUUUCAGGCAUUUCCGGCAGCGAAAGAGGAGAGGAAGGGGUUCUUAUCAGAGGAAGCCAGAAAUCAAUGAUGGAAAUAAUGGUCAAGAUCCUUCAGGUAAGAACAGUGAAAGCACAUCGCUUGAGGUAGAAAAGGCAUCUAUUGCUUCUACAAGUUUAUUAUCUCAGGAUUCGUCCAAGCGGAAGAACUUGGAGGUUGUUGAUGAAAUGGAAGGUACUGCAGGCUGGAAGCUCUCCAACAGUUCAUGGAACCUUCAGAUGAUUGCACGUUCACCUGGCUCUGUUACACGUUUCAUGCCAGAUGACAUCCCUGGUGUUACGUCUCCUAUGGUUUAUAUCGGUAUGUUGUUCAGUUGGUUUGCCUGGCACGUUGAGGACCAUGAGCUUCACAGUAUGAAUUAUCUUCACACUGGCUCACCAAAGACUUGGUACGCUGUCCCUGCUGAUUAUGCGCUUGACUUUGAAGAGGUUAUCCGCAAAAAUUCUUAUGGCAGAAACAUUGAUCAACUGGCUGCUCUUACCCAACUAGGCGAAAAGACUACUCUUGUAUCACCUGAGAUGAUAGUUGCAUCUGGCAUUCCCUGCUGUAGGUUGGUACAAAAUCCUGGUGACUUUGUUGUGACUUUUCCGAGGUCUUAUCAUGUAGGAUUCAGCCACGGUUUUAACUGUGGGGAAGCCGCUAAUUUUGGAACUCCACAGUGGCUCAACGUAGCUAAGGAAGCUGCUCUGCGUCGGGCAGCCAUGAAUUAUCUCCCCAUGCUGUCCCAUCAGCAGCUGCUGUAUCUCUUGACCAUAGUGCCACGAUCAUUGCUGCCAGGUGGUCGUAGCUCCCGACUGAGAGAUCGACAGAGAGAAGAAAGAGAAUUCCUUGUGAAAAAAGCUUUUGUAGAAGAUAUAUUGAAUGAAAACAAGAAUUUAUCUGUUCUUCUUCGAGAACCAGGCUUUCGUUUGGUGAUGUGGGACCCUGAUCUACUUCCGCGUCAUAGUGCACUGGCUCUUGCAGCUGCUGAGACUGCUGUUUCAUCUCCAGCAGUGGCAAUAUCUGAACUCGAGGAUGAUCAUUUUGGUAUGCAGAAUAAAGAGAAGACUUCCCUUUUAGAGGAAUUGAGUUUGUUCAUGGAGAAGCUGAACGAUGUAUACUACGACGAUGAUGAUGGUCUGCUUAAUGAUUUCCAAGUUGAUUCUGGAACCUUAGCAUGUGUGGCAUGUGGCGUUCUUGGCUUCCCCUUUAUGUCUGUGGUACAGCCUUCUGAAAAAGCAUUGAAAGAUCUCUCAGAGAGUCAAGGAGAGAUAGAUGCCCAGAAAAUUACGUCACUAUCUGACGGUGAAUGGAACACGUCCUCCAGAUAUAUAAGACCUCGCAUUUUCUGCCUCGAACACACUGUUGAACUUCAGAGACUUCUGCAAUCAAGAGGUGGACUGAAGUUCCUUGUAAUUUGCCAUAAAGACUUUCAAAAAUUUAAGGCACAUGCGGCUAUAGUGGCAGAAGAGGUCAAAGUCCCUUUCGGCUAUGAUGAUGUCCUAUUGGAGAGUGCAUCUCAAGAAGAGUUGAGUCUAAUUGAUCUUGCUAUUGAAGAUGAAGAAAACAACGAACAUGGCGUAGACUGGACCUCAAAACUUGGCAUCAAUUUACGAUACUGUGUUAAAGUGAGGAAAAACUCCCCUACUAGGAAAAUUCAGCAUGCACUGUCACCAGGUGGCUUAUUCUCCGACACAAGCCACAUGCUAGAUUUUUCAACUAUCAAAUGGCUGCAGAGAAAAUCACGCUCAAAAGCUAAACCCAGUUCUACCUCAAGUUUUACACCUCGUGAACAUGUUGAAGUAAAAGUAGACGGAAAAUUAGGAGAGAAUUUGGAUUCUCAAGUCAAAAGAAAGGAAGAAAAGAUCAUCCAGUACUCGAGAAAGAAAAAGUUGAAUCCCAAGCCUUCUGGAGUACAAGGUCAGGAACUAGCUACCUUAGCUAAAUCAAAAGAUUUUGAUAAUACGUGCAAUAAACUUGCCAAUAGGUCAGAUCUGGAUAGUGCAAUUCAUUUUGAGAUGAACAAUGAUAUUGGAGGCUCUGAAAGGGCCAUUGGCGGGAAUGGGGUAUCCUUCACCGAGAAUCCUUGUAGCUCAUCUUUCGCUGGGGCACACGGUGAAGAACAUCCCGAGAUCACUGUCAAGUUUUGUUCAGCUUUGGGUGGGAAUAUCACAAAUAGUUCUAGUAAGGUGAAUGGAGACACUGCUAACCUAACUUCCGAAAGUAGAGAGCCCCAAGGACACUCUAUGACCAGCAAUAAUAAUGGCUCCAGCUCAGGAAGUCGUGUUGUGUUAAGUCAGACUAUGCUUGUUUGUUGUACAGGUGAUAAUCAUGAUGGACCAAGAAAGUUGUCUGGGGAGUAUGUUUGCAGUGAUGUGCCUGUACGUGAUGUUCAGGAAGCGGAUGAAAUGAGUGGCCAAGAGUUCGAAGAACUGAGGUCUACUGUCACUAACAUCAAGGAUGACCAGCAAUCACAGAUGGUUCAACCAACCAAAAGAGAAGCUAUACCUGGUGAUCACACACAGGUGGAGGGAGCAGAAGCUGUGUGUGCCAGAGAAAACUUGUGCUCUGAAAAAUUUCUGCACACUAAGCAUUCAUCAGCGCAAGUGGGUAUGGAGGUUCUUGAAAUAAACAUGGUGAGUGAGAACAUAGUUGUUGACAUGACCCAUGAUGGUGAACCAAUGGUCUGUAGAGAUAUAUUAAGUUUGAGCAAUGGUGAUCAAGCUUCUUCAAAUGGAUUGCAAACUCCAGAUGAUGAGCUAAGCAUGGAGAGCAAAGUUUCAAGUUCAGAAAACACUAAGGCUAUCGAGGUUCCCAAGUCUAUGGGAGAAGCAAAGAAGAAGCGGAAAAUAGAAUCAGAGCCUGAGACUAACAAUGGUUUCAUAAAGAGUCCUUGUGAAGGGUUGAGGUCAAGGGGUAAGAGGAAAGCAACAUGUGAAAUUUCAUCCAGUCUCACUGAAACAAGCGAUGAAGAAAAGAAACCCACUGCAAAAAGGCUAAAGAAGACUCCAAAGACUCGCUCGGGGAGUCAUCAUCAUCAAGAGAUCUCCACGACAACUCACCAACACCGUUGUUACCUAGAGGGAUGCAAGAUGACUUUCGAGAGUAAAGCGAAACUACAAACUCACAAGAGAAACCGCUGCACACACGAAGGGUGUGGAAAGAAAUUCAGGGCUCACAAGUAUCUGGUGCAUCACCAACGUGUUCACAACGAUGAAAGACCUUUCGAGUGCUCUUGGAAAGGAUGUUCCAUGAGUUUCAAAUGGCAAUGGGCGAGAACCGAGCAUCUGCGUCUGCACACGGGAGAACGACCAUACAUAUGCAAGGUCCAGGAAUGCGGAUUGUCGUUUAGGUUUGUCUCGGACUAUAGUCGACACAGACGGAAAACCGGGCAUUAUGUAACAUAG